Molecule: messenger RNA, 1263 nt
Organism: Yamadazyma jaroonii
Lineage: Eukaryota; Fungi; Ascomycota; Pichiomycetes; Serinales; Debaryomycetaceae
Source: the annotation of a GenBank genome assembly
AUGAACAAGGAGAAAGUACAACAGUCGAUUAAGAAAUGGAUGAAAUGGGUUGCAGCGUUAUUGAUUUUCAGAAGAGAUAGGGCUGUCAUAUGGUCGAGUUUCUUGUCUUUGAAUCCAGCAUUCAAGGAAUUGUUGAAAAGUUCAGGGAUCAAAGCUUCAAAACCACAAGUUGCUAGAUUGUCCAAUUUAUUGAGCACCGGAUUGUUGUAUCUAGCUAUCAGUGGAAGCCUGCUGUUUCCUAGCGAUUAUGGUAUAAUCUAUAUUUGGUCAAGUUACAUAAGUGAGUUGAAUCCACCAUCACAUUCUCAAAUCUUGGUAUCCAAAACAUCACCAUACUUCAAACUUAACUAUUAUAAUUCUCCUAAAUUGAGAUAUCUUUACAAUAACAAACACUACAUAAUUUUCCCAGUUAUGUUUGCUCAAAUGUUAUCGAAUUAUUUGACACCCACGAAAUUUAAAUUGAAUCAAAGAUAUUUAUCCUCAUCAAUCAAAUCAAGAAUUUUGAAUCCCAUUUGGAUCAAUUUCGAGAUGGGCUACAAGACCCAUAAAAUCAACUGGCUGGGCCUCUUAAGAAAUUACUUGUUGCACAACUUGUCAUUUUUUGCCAUUUAUGGUGCCUUGAAUUUUAAAAAGAGGGUGAUCGAUCAUUACUACGAAUUGAAACACAAGGUCUACAAUGCCAAUAAGUUGAAGGAUUUCAAGAGUGUCUUUUUGAACUAUCUCACAUUCAUUUUCCACAAGUCGAAUUCUAUCACCAAUUUCAUCUACUUACCAAACUUAAUUUCAAUAUUGUUAAUAUCCCUUACAUCACCAUUGAUUAGAUACAUUAAUAACUCUACACACAAGAAAACAUUGUUCAAGAGCUACAUCAAAUCAAUAGGACUUGUGGCAGGUUUUAUCACCAUGGUAGCAAAUUCUAUGGAUUUGAUACCGGAUUAUAAUUACAAUUUGACGAAUUACGAUGAAGAUAAUAUGGACAUUCACGAAACAUCAAACAUAAGAAGGAUCCUGGAUGGAUUUUUCAAUGCUUUGAAUUUAUAUUUAAUCAAAUUACUUGUGUUGCAGAAAUGGAGAAUUUUGAAAGAAAAUCAUCCAAUUUUCAGAUAUUUCAAGUUGAAGAGCUGGAGAACUUUGGAGAACGUUGUAUUCUGCUAUGGUAUUUUCAAGUUAAUGAAUUUGAAUGACUUUUUGAAGGUCACCAAAGGUAAGGAUUACGGUUUGAAGGAAAACUCUUUGAUCAAAGCCAUCGACAGAAUCAUGUAA